Messenger RNA from Centruroides sculpturatus (bark scorpion), 1158 nucleotides. RefSeq lists its product as uncharacterized. The record is from RefSeq and is a predicted model, not a curated record. The coding region runs from base 32 to 808 and encodes 258 amino acids. The transcript has 5 exons. Lineage: Eukaryota; Metazoa; Arthropoda; Arachnida; Scorpiones; Buthidae.
UCUCGGCCUCCGGACGAGUCCAACGUCUGCCAUGACGUCACUACACGGUCGAAACGAACGGUCGAUGGGCUCCGUUGCCAGUUCGUGUCGUGGGGGAGACGGUGCGAUCACCAUGUGCAUCUCGGUCGGUAUGGUUGCCGUCUUCUUUCUCGUCUCCGAUAUUUGGAGCGUGAAUGCCGAGAAUUGCGACGAGAAUUCUCUACAGAGAUGCAUGCAGGAACUAAACGUGUUGACGAACAAUCAAGACUUGGCCUUCGCUCACACGGAGGAAGAAUUAAAAACGGUGUGCAAACACUUACAAGAAGCGAUGGUCUGCGUUAAUCGUUUUACAGAAAGAUGUUUCGAUGCGGAACAACAACAAAUUUAUCAGACGUUGACCAGAGGAGCGCAACAACUUUUAUCAGAUUUGUGCACCGAUGGAUCGGAAUUUCGAAAAAAAUAUCUGAAGCAUGCCGGUUGUUACAAACAGCUAUCUGCAGACUAUAAAAAAUGUUCCGAAGAUUACAUUAGACAGCAAGAAGUCAUGAAAACACAAGAACUUCCAGAAGAAGAACAACUGAGAAAGUCUUGCUGCUUGUUCGACGGCUACAAACAAUGCACUAGGAACGCCGUUUUGGCCAAGUGCGACGCGGAAGCGGCCGACCUGGGUGAACAGAUCGUCAUCAAGGCAGGAGGAUUCCUGGUACAGAACCACUGUCGCAAUUACCGCUACGACUCUCCCGAAUGCGCCUCGGGAUGCGCGGCGCACGCUUCUUUGGCCUUAUCCGCGCUUCUCGCCCUCUUCGCGAUACUCCGCGUCCAGGUAUAGAGGAGCUCUUCCCCGCGCGCCGUUUCCGACACACCGCCCGCGCGCUCCAAGUUGGACGCGCUACCCGACGUCGCCACCGUUUCCGAAAAUCUUAACUUUUCUACGGUCGGUUAUUUGCGAUCGUUUGGGUACAAUUUAGUCUAGAGUCGUCGUUCGUCUAUAUGUGAACACGUAGAAGAGGAAAUAGAUCAAAGUUUACUUUUGUAUGCAGUCGGAUGUGAAGUGGUUGGUGAAUGUCCGUCGUUUUUAUAGUGACCUAUUUUGUUACAUAAACGUAUUUAUUUCGUUCCGAAAUUUGUGACUAAAAUACUUUCGUAACAUUUUUAUUAAUAAAAUACAUUUUCCAGCUA